GGAGUUAUGUACAACUCAGACCACAAGACGACGUGAGUGGGUCAUGGCCUGGCUUAGGUUAGGACCAGACCCAGGAAAGUCCCUGGGCCUUUAUCCGCAGAGAUGCGGGCUCGGAAACGAGUGAGCUUCGAGCGUGAUUCCGAUUCACACUUGUGUGAACGGGCUGAGACGCGUGUGGAGCCCUUAUGGAUUCACUACCGAAGUGGUCUUGGCCAAUUUCACAGUUAUUCACGUGGCCCAACUGGGCUAACUGAACGGGGAUUACGAUCUUGUGGUCACGCCCUUUUGUUUUGGAUCUUGGCAUUAAAAGUAGGGCUGCAAAGAGCCGAGCGGACUCGGCCAAUUGCACAGUUAUUCACGUGGCCCAACUGGGCUAACUGAAUGGGGAUUACGAUCUUGUGGUCACGCCUUUUUUUUGGAUCUUGGGAUUAAAAGUAGGGCUACAAAGAGCCGAGCUUUUAAUUGUCCGAGUUGGGCUUGUUCAAAACCAGCUGAGUUCGAGCUCGAUUUGAGCUUUCUUCUUUCUUUGGUCAAAUAGGUGAAAAGAGCCGAGCUUUAAACUGUCCGAGUUGGGCUCAUUCAAAACUAGUCGAGUUGGGCUCGUUCAAAACUAGUUCGAUUUGAGUUCUCCUUUUGAACUAAAUAAACUAGUUUUUCUUUGGUCCGAAAGGUGAUGAACUAAAUAAAAUAAAACCGAAUGGCCGGGUAAGAGCUGUCCUGGCGAAAAUGUCUGCCCAUUUGUUCGCCUCUCAAAAAUCACGGUUGAACGACACCAUUGUAAUACAUCAGGUACCUGCAGUCAUAGAUCAAAUUGCUCGAAGGAUGGGAGCCUGUGUUAAAAUGAUCCUGUAGCAACAAACUUUGCAUCUACACUGAUUUGAACACUUUGCCAAUUAUGAUCUUUGGCCAACUUGAGGCCAAUUAUGAUCUUCGGUUCGAGCUCUAUGGUUUAAUAAAUGAGCUCUUAUAACUUGAGGUCGAACUCAGCUCGUUAAUUACUGAGCCGUGCUCCAUGCUGCUCGCUAACAGCUCGGUUUGUUUGCAGCCCUACAUUAAAGCAGUUUGGAUCUGCUUAAUUGUUGUCUUUGUGUUUCAGAGUUGUGUGAAAAAGGGAAGAAGGAAAGAGAGAGGAGGAGAAAAUGUUAGGAAGAUUUUCUGCAUUUGUGAAAAAGACGUUCUACCAGUGGACCUUUAUUACUAAUGGAGCUAGCAUUCUUGUUACGAGGUGUUGGUGCAGAAGUUGUUUGGAUUACUAACCAGAAACCAACAGAACCAGAUGAUGUGGUUUACAAUUUGGAGCAUAAGAUGUUGGACCGAGGUGUACAGGUCAUCUCUGCAAAGGGUCAAAAAGCUAUAGAUACAUCUCUUAAAGCUGAUUUGGUCAUUUUAAAUACUGCUGUUGCUGGGAAAUGGCUGGAUGCGGUUCUGAAGGACAAUGUACCUCGUGUCCUUCCCAAGGUUUUAUGGUGGAUUCAUGAAAUGCGAGGGCAUUACUUUAAAGCGGAGUAUGUUAAGCACCUCCCUUUUGUUGCAGGUGCCAUGAUUGACUCACACACCACUGCAGAAUAUUGGAAGAACCGGACUUGGGAGCGUUUAGGGAUUAAAAUGCCUGAGACCUAUGUUGUGCACCUUGGAAAUAGCCAAGAACUAAUGGAAGUAGCUGAAGCCAGCGUGGCAAAACGUGUUCUUCGUGAGCAUGUCCGGGAAUUCCUUGGAGUGCGAAAUGAAGAUCUGCUCUUUGCAAUCAUCAAUAGUGUUUCCCGUGGGAAAGGUCAGGAUUUAUUUCUCCGAUCCUUCCAUGAAAGCUUACAGCUAAUCCAAGAGAAGAAGCUACAAGUGCCAUCAAUGCAUGCAAUAGUGGUGGGAAGUGACAUGAAUGCUCAAACCAAGUUUGAAACAGAACUGCGUAACUUUGUGGAAGAGAAGAAAAUUCAAGAUCGUGUUCACUUUGUCAACAAAACCCUAAAUGUAGCUCCUUAUCUGGCUUCAAUUGAUGUCCUUGUCCAGAACUCCCAGGCUCGGGGAGAGUGCUUUGGGAGGAUAACCAUUGAAGCUAUGGCCUUUCAACUGCCUGUAUUGGGUACAGCUGCUGGAGGCACAAUGGAAAUCGUGGUUAAUGGAACAACCGGGUGGUUACAUCCAGCCGGGAAAGAGGGUGUAACGCCACUAGCAGAAAAUAUCGUGAAAAUGGCCACCCAUGUUGAGAGGCGGCUGACCAUGGGAAAGAAGGGGUAUGAGAGGGUGAAAGAAAGGUUUGUGGAACACCACAUGUCGCAUAGAAUUGCAUUGGUUCUAAAAGAGGUUUUGCGCAAGUCAAACAGCAACUCUUAACCUUCCCUAACUUGCGGAUCACGUAUAUUAUGAUCAUUCGAUUCUACUUCUGCUUUGUUGGCAUGGAAGGAACAGCUAUCACGAUCUUCUGAUUCUACUUCUGCUUUGUUGGCAUGGAAGGAACUUCUAUCAGCGCUAGCGCUGGGGCUUGCAUCGAACUGAUUGUGUCAUGUGCAAUGUUUCAUCAAUGGUGGUUCAUUAGUAAUUCAUUCUUUUGAAAAUUUUGUCCAAUUUUUUCAACUCUUUAGUACAAUGUAUCCCAGAAUCUCUCUCUUGUUCUAAAAAUGAGUUGGUGAAAUAGCA
This is a messenger RNA of Rhododendron vialii, 2634 nucleotides long. RefSeq lists its product as uncharacterized. Gene Ontology annotation, molecular function: glycosyltransferase activity. The transcript is spliced from 7 exons. Bases 1201 to 2331 code for a protein of 376 amino acids. The record is from RefSeq and is a predicted model, not a curated record. NCBI's taxonomy places the organism in Eukaryota, Viridiplantae, Streptophyta, Magnoliopsida, Ericales, Ericaceae.